AUGAACACAGUAUCACUUCAAAUUGCAUUACUUGGAUUUGGGAUUUGGAUAUUUGGCUAUAUUUUCUUUGGAUUUUGGCAGCAUGUUGCUGGAAACAUCACCUUUAAAUUGAGAUCUUAAUACUUGAAUGCUUUACUUAAGUAGGAAAUUUCAGUUUUAGAAAACUUAAAUAUUGAAUAGCUUCCUUCCCAACUAGGGGAAAAUUUCACUAUUAUUUAAGAGUCUAUAGGAUAAAAGUUCUCAGGAAUAAUAUUUACAAUUAGUAACAUAAUUUCAGCAAUAGUGAUAGCUUUGAUUUCUGGAGCGGAUUUAGCUGCAAUAUUUUUGCUCGUUUUUCCCAUUCUUCUUUUUAUUCUUGUGCUCUUUGGUUAAAAAGUAUAGAAAACUUCGUUAAAAUAACAAACAAUUUUAUAAAAGUUAGGUGGGGUAGUAGAAGAAAGUUUAAUGCUAAUUAAAUUGAUUGCUUCAUUCUCAAAAGAGGAUAAGGAAAUCAAUAAAUUUGAAAAAUUGGCAGAAGAAGUUAAGUGCAUUUCAGAUUAAUCAGAACUAUGGACCUCUGCUUUUAUUGGAUUACUAAAAUUUGUCAUCUUCGGAUUUUACGCGUUCAACUCAUACAUGGGGACAAUAUUUUUAUAAUAUAAUCUCAUUAAUCCAAGUACUGGGAAAGAAUAUACUACUGGUCAAAUAAUCUCUGUAAUAAUUGCAUUUAUGAAUUGUACAACUAUGAUAUUUCAAAUAAGUCCAAAUAUUUAAGGAAUCAUUAAGGCAAAAGUGGUUGGACUCCAAAUAUAUGAUGUCAUAGAUAGAGCAUCAAAUGUUUAAAAAAAGGAAUAAAUUGUUUAGAAGCUAACAGUUAAUAAGGGAAUACGAUUCGAAUCAGUUACCUUUUAAUAUUAGAAAGCAAGUAAAGCAACUUUGAAAGACAUUUCAUUUAUGAUACAAGCAAACAAAACUACAGCAAUUGUUGGUGUCUCAGGCUCUGGCAAAAGUACUAUUAUAUAAUUAAUAGAGAGAUUUUAUAAGGCAGAUAAAGGAAUAAUUUAUUUUGAUGAGGUUGAAAUUGAAAACAUUGAUUUGAAAACUCUGAGAGAGUAAAUUGGUUAUGUUCAACAAGAGCCUGUAUUAAUUAUGGGCACGAUUAGAGAUAACAUUUUGCUUGGUAAUAAAGAUGCAUCAUUAUAAGAUAUAGAGGAAGCUAUAACGAUGGCUAACGCUGACUUUAUAUAUUAGCUUGAGCACUCUCUCGAGACUUAUGUUGGCUCUUCAAAUAUCAUAAACCUUUCUGGGGGUUAAAAAUAACGAAUUGCUAUAGCAAGAGCCUUGAUAAAGAAGCCAAAAGUUUUGAUAUUAGAUGAAGCUACGAGUGCUUUAGAUCCUAAAAGUGAAAAAGAUGUCCAAUAUGCUUUGUAAAAAAUUCAGCACUCUGAUAAUAAACUAACAAUCAUCAUUAUUGCUCACAGAAUUUCAACUAUAAUGUCGGCUGACAAUCUAAUAUACCUAGAUAAGGAUCAUAAGGUUAUUCAAGCUUCCAAGAAUACGAUAAUUUACGAUGAGUUAAUAGAUAUGAAUAUUUGGUGCGGAGGUUUCGUAGCACUAGCUGUAGGUAUGGGCAUAUUUGAAUAUAUGAACAGAAUUUUGCAUUCGUAACUUGGUGAAAAUUUAACACUUGCAAUAAGAAAAAAACUUUUUUCUUCUAUGAUUAGUCAGAAUAUAGAAUGGUUUGAUAAAAAGGAAAGAGCUCCUGGUAUUUUGAGUGGGAUGUUUUAAGAGGAUGUAUCUUAACUUAAAGGACUUACCUGCUAAACAUAUGCUUUAAUACUUGAAGCAACAGUAUGCCUUUUAAUUGGCAUUGCCUUAUCAUUUUUAAAUACUUGGAAAAUGGCAUUAGUUACUAUAUCUGUGGUACCAUUUCUCAUACUUGGAGGCAUGGCUGAGUAAAUAAUAUUUUGGAAUUCAGUCAAAAAUUCAACUAAGCAAGUUAAAGAUAAUGAAGAUUAGUUAGAUCCUUAUGAUAGAGCAAAUGCUCUACUCUCAGAUAUCAUAAUAAAUUAUAAAACAGUUAUCAGCCUUGGAGAAAAGAAUGUAGAAUUUUUACUUCAAAAAUAUCAAGCUUUAUUGGAAGAACCAAAGAGAAUAGGUAUCAAGCAAGCUCAUAUUUCUGGAAUAAUCUAUGGAUAUUCUCAGUGCAUAAGAUUUCUCUUCGUUGCAUUUAUAUUCUACCUUUCUUCCAUCUUUAUCUUUAAAUACAAUGAUGAACCAGAGGAUACCUAUGUUGGAGUCUAUACAUUAUUUAUUGCUGCAAUUGGUUCUGGUUCAUUAUUUUCUCAAUUACCGUCAGUUUCUAAGUCAAAAUAGUCAGCCAAUAAGAUAUUUGAGAUCAUAGAAACCCACAAAAAAGUAAAAUAAGAUUAAAGAUAUGGCCAAGUAAUGAACUACCAAUAAAAAUAAAUCAUUUAAUAAGGUGAAAUUGAAUUCAGAAAUUUGAGCUUCAAAUACCCUUCAAGAGACAAGAAAGUUCUGAAUAACUUUUCACUUAAAAUUCCUAUGGGGUGUAAAGUAGCUCUAGUUGGUCAUUCUGGCUCUGGUAAAAGCACAAUCGCAAAUUUAUUGCUAAGACUCUAUGACUAUGAAGAAGGGUCCAUAUUAAUAGAUGGGAACAAUCUAAAAGAUUAUGAUGUGAAAUUGCUUAGGAACUCCAUUGGAUAUGUGAUGUAGGAACCUUUACUAUUUAACAUCUCUAUAAAGGAAAACAUUAUCUAUGGAAACAGUGAGGCUUCAGAUGAUUAAAUAAAAGAAGUUGCAGAGAUGGCAAAUGCUCUUUAAUUUAUAGAUGAUUUUAGCGAAAAUUAAGAGCAUAAUCCUAGCAAGGCAUUUAAGUUACCACAAGAUCAAGUAAUGCACGAAUAAUAGAAUGAAGAUUAAAACAUUGAUACAACUAUACUCUCUUAAGGGUUCAGUAAGAAAUGUGGACUUAAGGGAUCUCUGCUUUCAGGUGGAUAAAAGUAGAGAAUCGCAAUAGCUAGAGCAUUGAUUAAAGAUCCUAAAAUUUUGAUUCUUGAUGAAGCAACAUCUGCUCUUGAUGAAUAAUCUCAAGAAUCUUUUAAUAUUGCUCUUGAAAAAGCUAUGAUUGGCAGGACAAGCAUAGUUAUUGCCCAUAGAUUAAGUACGAUUAGAAAUUGUGAUUGGAUAUGCGUUUUACAUCAUGGAAAAAUGGUAGAAUAAGGAACAUUCUAGGGUUUAUCAGAUGAUGAAGAUUCUUAUUUUUAUAAGUUAAAAUCAGGGAUGGAAAUGUGA
Messenger RNA from Stylonychia lemnae, 3294 nucleotides. The record is from the annotation of a GenBank genome assembly. NCBI's taxonomy places the organism in Eukaryota, Ciliophora, Spirotrichea, Sporadotrichida, Oxytrichidae.